Messenger RNA from Medicago truncatula (barrel medic), 1425 nucleotides. Its product is annotated as probable WRKY transcription factor 11. The record is from RefSeq and is a predicted model, not a curated record. Gene Ontology annotation, molecular function: DNA-binding transcription factor activity; sequence-specific DNA binding. The coding region runs from base 31 to 1242 and encodes 403 amino acids. The transcript has 3 exons. NCBI's taxonomy places the organism in Eukaryota, Viridiplantae, Streptophyta, Magnoliopsida, Fabales, Fabaceae. Gene Ontology annotation, biological process: regulation of DNA-templated transcription.
UCAGCCAUUGUCCAUUUUUAGUAGAAGAAAAUGACAUUGAGAUUGAUGGAUUUUCCAAACAUGGAUGAGGAAAAAGAAAAAGCAAUAUUAGAAACUGCCACACAAAGCAUAAACUCACUUACCAGCUUCGCUAAUAACGUCUCUCCCCAACCCUCUCUUCAAAACACUCAACUCACCAACAUCACUGUUUCAGAACUCAAGAAACUAUCCAACUUACUAAACCGUAAAGGCCACGCUCGCUUCCGCCGCAAUCCGAAUGCAACUCCUGAUCAACCGCUGCCAAAAUCAUCCACUCCCUCCACCUCUACUCAGCCACCACCACCACCACUUCAAAUUCAAAUUCCUCCCAAGAGCCAUAACCAACCUUUAACUCUCGAUUUUACUAAACCUUACACCUUUAUAUCUAACCCUAAAUCCUUAGAUCUAGAAAUCCCCAAGGAAACAUUUAGUUUUCCAUCACUCCUGUCCUCCGCCAUCACCGGCGACGGCAGUGUUUCCGAUGGCAGGCUAGGUCCAUGUCCAUCUAUCAUCCCCACCCCCGCUGUCUCCCGAGGUAAACAGCCUCUUUCAUCCAUCACACCAUUCAUGUCCUCCCCCAUUACCGGCCAUUACACCGGCGAAGGCAGUGGUUCCAAUGGCAGACUAGGUCUAUCUCCAUUCCUUACCCCCUCUGUCUCCCGUGGUAAACAGCCUCUUACAUCUUACUCAUCCUUCAUGUCCUCCGCCAUCACCGGUGAUAGAAGCGUUUCCAGCGGCAGAAUCGGUCCAUCUUAUACCCUCACCCCUGCUGUCUCCGGUGGUAAGCCGCCUCUUUCAUCGCCGACAUUGAAGAAAAGCUGUCACAGUCACUCCGGCGAUGUCUCUGGGAAAACCUCCGCAUCUAAGAAAUGCCACUGCCAGAAAAGGAAAAAUCGGAACAGGAGAGAAGUGAGAGUCCCGUGCAUAAGUUCAAGGAUUGCUGAUAUACCAGCAGAUGAGUAUUCAUGGAGGAAGUAUGGUUCCAAACCGAUUAAGGGAACACCACAUCCAAGGGGCUAUUAUAGGUGCACUGUGUCUAAAAAUUGUCCAGCUAGGAAAAGGGUGGAGAAAGCAAAGGAUGAUCCAAAUAUCCUGGUUGUAACGUACGAGUUUGAGCAUCGUCAUAAUCAAGCCCCAAUGCAAGAGAAUAAUUCUGGUUCAGGGUGUGGGAGUGGGAGCAUGGAUUUGGGGGUGUUUGAGCUAACCUUAGGAGGAGGGAAUUAGAACAAGGGUAUAUUGGUUAUUGGCAGUAGGAAAUAAUAGAAACAGGGUGGUGUUUCCUUUUUCAUUUUAGUAUUUUGACAAGUAAGGUGGUGGUUAGUGUUACUAUGUAAAUCAGGUAUGCUAUAGAAAAGUAAGAUGGUGGUUAACGGUUACCUUCUUUUUAGUUUAUUUUCAUUCGGUGAA